UAUUCAAAAUUAAGUUCUUAAGGUAAAAAAAAGCAACUGCAAAUGCACAACACGUAGACGUUGUUCAGUGUCUAAGGUGUUUCAUAAGUACAGGCCAUUUACCAUUCAUGCUCAUGAAUAUAGCACAUGAAACGCAUUAGUUCUGCCUGCUCAUGCAGAGUUAUAAAAGCAGCAGCGGUGUUCACAUACGUCUCACAAGCUGACAAAAGCAGUGGGCUCUUUUUCACAUAUUUUUCAGUGAUCAGAGAAAAUUUGACAGGAUGUCAGACAUUCACUCUAAAAACCCCAGAACUUUGGGCCGGGGCAUCUGUAUCAUCACAGGAGCCUCAAAGGGAUUCGGACAUGCGCUGGCACAUGAAGUGUCCCAUUUGCUGAAGGCUGGCUCUAUCCUCUUGCUGGUGGCUCGGUCUGAGUCACUGCUGCAGGAGUUGAAGCAAGAACUGCAGAGCUUCACUGAAGAACAGCAGCUCGUGGUUCGCUGCAUAGCUGUUGAUCUGAGCACAAGAGAGGGAGCGCAUGAAACAGUCAUGGUGGCAAAGCAAGAAGCUGUAAAUGAAAUGGAUCAUGUGCUUCUUAUCAACAAUGCUGGUUCUCUGGGUGACAUUUCACAGUUUGCGAGUUUUACCGACCUUGAUAAGGUGAAUUCCUAUCUGUCCCUCAACGUUAGCUCUGCUCUGGUGCUGACUGCAGGAAUGCUGCAGGCAUUUCCAUGCAGACCAGAUCUGCGAUGGAGCAUAGUUAAUGUCUCGUCAGUGUUUGCACUGCAGGCCUUACCAUCCUGGGUGUUGUACUGCACUGCCAAAGCAGCCAGAAAGAUGAUGUUCAAUGUGCUGGCUGAGGAGGAGCCAAAUGUCAAAGUACUCAGCUACUCACCAGGUCCUAUGGACACAGAGAUGCAGAAGGAUAUUCAGAGGUUAACAGGUACUAAAAAUAAUUUGUUCCCAUGCCAGGAGUCUGCAGCCAAACUAAUGAAGCUCCUUCUGGACAAUGAAUUCCCCUCAGGUACUCAUGUUGACUUCUUCACAGUGUGAUCUCACUAUGAGCCAGAAUUAAAUUAAAAAGAUAAUCAAUGCAUGAGACUCCCUUACUUAUUUUAGGUACAAUGUACUUGGCUUCUGUUCUCUUAAAUAAAUAGAAAACAAAUACAGCUACAUAGAACAGAUACAAAUUCACUGUGUAAUUAUAGUACAGUAUAUAAAAUACAGUAACUUUGUUUUGUUGUUAUUGGCUUUUAUAAAGGCCUCAAAGUUUGUGAAUGUCUCCUACUGACUAAUUUGUUUGCUCAUUUGCUGUGCUAUUGGUUAUGUGUGACAUUGUACAUAUAUGUAUCUAAAAGUAAGGAAAGAUCUAUGUAGAGCCUGUUUCAGAUCCUUUUAAUUAUUUCAUUAUUAAUAAUGAUUUAAAUAGAUUUCUGUUGUCUUCUUCUGUUAAUUGUGUAUGUUAAUGUGUUUGUUGCUGAUGUGAAGCAUGAUGAUCUUAAAUAAAUAUAAUUGUGCAUAGAGAAAUGACCAUUGUGUUUUGACUCCUUUAACCUCUAACUGUUCAUCAACAUGACACAGAUGACUGCUUUGAAAAGUUGCAUGUUGUAGCCAGUUUUGUUGUUUGCUCUAUUGUGUGGUAAAUUGUGUUAUGUUGUAUAAUUAUUGCUGUUGCCACUUCAUCUGGUCACCUAAGGGCAUAUAGGCAUGUAAUAAAAGUAGUCACAUAGCCUACACAGGGGAGUCACAAGAGAACAGCUGAAGGGAAUUAAGACCUGGGGACAGUUUUCAACCACACGUGUGCAUCUGUGCUGGUCCAUGGGGGGCAGCUAGUUUUGGAUGACGUGACAGGCUAGUGAUCUUUUUCCAUGACUUCUUCACAUCAACUUCCUGUCAAUCUCAGCCUAGUCUACUGUUUUUGUAAGACAAAAAUCUCAUUGUC
Molecule: messenger RNA, 1920 nt
Organism: Larimichthys crocea (large yellow croaker)
Lineage: Eukaryota; Metazoa; Chordata; Actinopteri; Sciaenidae
Gene: sprb
Product: sepiapterin reductase b
Exons: 4
Coding region: 261-1031 (256 amino acids)
Biological process (GO): tetrahydrobiopterin biosynthetic process
Molecular function (GO): sepiapterin reductase (NADP+) activity
Source: RefSeq, a predicted model, not a curated record